This is a messenger RNA of Labrus mixtus (cuckoo wrasse), 4454 nucleotides long. RefSeq names its product acid-sensing (proton-gated) ion channel 1b (gene asic1b). The coding region runs from base 394 to 2028 and encodes 544 amino acids. Gene Ontology annotation, biological process: sodium ion transmembrane transport. Gene Ontology annotation, cellular component: membrane. The transcript is spliced from 10 exons. Lineage: Eukaryota; Metazoa; Chordata; Actinopteri; Labriformes; Labridae. The record is from RefSeq and is a predicted model, not a curated record.
AUUACAACAUGAUUGAGGAUGUAAAUAAACCCGUUGUCUCUGUAGCAUUUUUGGAAUAAUACCCUGUGCGGCUGCAGAAAAACAUUUAACUAUUUUAAAUAACUUCGCUAAACCCCCUGGACAAGCUAAAGGAGCGCUGCGCGACUGAAAAAAAAUAUAGAAUAGUCCCAAUCACAGCCACAAGCUGCUUCUGAGCGUGAGAGGACCGAGCAAAGCUCCGUGCGCUUUUCUCUCCCUCUCCCUCUCCCUCUCUCUCUCUCUUUCUCUUUCUCUCUCUUUGCUCUCCAAAGUCUCUGACACAUAGCAGCCAUCUGAGAGUGCAGUGGCGAGUUCAGGCGCAUUCACUGAGAUGUGACCCAUGUUGAGAGCGCGCAGCAGCAGCCUUCCUCCAAAAUGUGCCCGUGCGACUCACCCGGGUCGAAGCCGGGCUCGAGACCGCCGGGCUCUCUCGCUGAGGCCGGGAAGCUCUUCCUGAAGCACACCACCCUGCAUGGCUUAAGACACAUCUUCCUCAGCGGCUCCUACCCGCGGAGGGUAGCGUGGCUGCUGGCAUUCCUAGCGGCUCUGGCUCUGCUCUUCACCUGGUCCUCGAACAGAGUGCGGUACCUGCUCUCCUCUCCGGUCUACUCCAAGGCGCACAUGGUUUACGCGAAGAGGCUCGUUUUCCCCGCCGUCACCAUCUGCAACCAGAACCUGCUGCUGCCCCGGCGCAUGAAGAAGACGGACAUAUUCAGCGCGGGGAGGUGGCUUGGACUUUUUGGGAGGAACUGGCAGGUGUCACCCGCAGCGAGAGAGGCGCUUACACCUCUGAGGGGGGAAGGAGGAGAGAGCACGGGGGAAGAGCCGCCUUGGUCACCACUCUCACGGAUUUUGGACUUUAACCACUUUCUUCCACCUCCGCGGGAGUCCCAGCCGUCCAUGCGGCAGCUGCUGGACCGGCUUGGACACCAGCUGGAGGAGAUGCUGCUGUACUGCCGCUACCAGGGAGAGCUGUGCGGGCCGCGCAAUUUCAGCACCAUAUUCACACGCUAUGGGAAGUGCUACACCUUUAAUUCUGGCCAAGAUGGGCGACCCCUCCUGGUGACGAUGAAGGGCGGGAUGGGGAACGGCCUGGAGCUGAUGUUGGACAUCCAGCAGGAUGAAUACCUUCCUGUAUGGGGAGAGACUGACGAGACAUCGUUUGAAGCGGGGAUCAAAGUUCAGAUCCACACCCAGGAUGAGCCGCCGUUCAUUGAUCAGCUGGGCUUUGGAGUGGCGCCGGGGUUUCAGACCUUCGUCUCCUGUCAGGAACAACGGCUGACGUACUUGCCUCCACCGUGGGGGGACUGCAAGGCCACGCCGAUGGACUCAGACUUCUUCAACACUUACAGCAUCACAGCCUGCCGGAUCGACUGUGAGACACGAUACCUGGUGGAGAACUGCAACUGCAGGAUGGUCCACAUGCCUGGAGAUGCUCCAUACUGCACCCCAGAGCAAUACAAGGAGUGUGCGGAUCCUGCCUUAGACUUUCUGGUCGAGAGGGACAACGACUACUGUGUGUGCGAGACGCCGUGCAACAUGACGCGCUAUGGUAAAGAGAUGUCCUUUGUCAAGAUACCGAGCAAAGCCUCAGCUAAGUACCUCGCCAAGAAGUUCAACAAGACGGAGCAGUACAUCUCUGAUAACAUUUUGGUUCUGGAUAUCUUCUUUGAAGCGCUGAACUACGAAACAAUCGAACAAAAGAAAGCCUACGAGUUGGCAGGCCUUCUGGGUGAUAUUGGAGGUCAGAUGGGACUUUUUAUCGGAGCCAGCAUCCUCACAAUUCUCGAACUCUUUGACUAUCUAUAUGAGGUGAUCAAGUACAAGCUGUGCCGAUGCAUGAAGAAGAAACACAAAGGCCGCAACAACAACGACAGGGGAGCUGUGCUGAGCCUGGAUGAUGUGAAACACCAUACUCCUUGUGAGAACCUGCGUACACCAUCGACAUAUCCCGGCAACAUGCUACCUCAUCACCCAGGCCAGGGCAACUUUGAAGACUUCACUUGCUGAGCAGACGCCGGUGAAGCAACAAAGUGCGCGUUAUGCAACCAAAGCGAACAACACAAGAAGAACUUAUCCAACACAGGGGAGCGUGAGGAACUGAUACAAAGUCUAACAAAGGCACUUUUUACUUAGAAACGAGAGUAAAGCAGACAAAUCAAAAAAAAAGAUAGACACGGUAGAAGAACUUCUACCCAGGGCAAAGCUGAGAGGAAAUUUCAAAAUAUCAAAAUAUCUGUUCAUUUUUCCAGCAAACUUUUCAAGCAGUGCUCUUCUAUCUCUGUGUUUUUUUUUCUCUGGAAUACUGCCGAUAAGGAUGCUCGAGGAGAAACCUCGCCAACAAGGACCUCUCUUUCAAAAAGACCGAAACAAUAAAAGAUCAAAAUAACCAAGGGAACAUGUACAGUUAUCUCACCACAGAUCAGAAGAAGAGCCCCCCAUGCCUUUAUAUAACAACCACAACACAAACUGGUUUUACACAACCCAGGACAAAGAUCCUCUCUGCUUACUCCACUGUACUUGUAGCAACAUCUGUAACUGUUGCAGCGCUCUGUAAAACAACAAGCCGGAGUCUGUGUCGUUUGUACAAGAAUGUAUCUAUGUGUGCGAUGAGUGUAGUCGGGUGUGCAGGGACGUUUUUCGAUGGGAUGGAGGUGCGUUAUCUACCGUUUGAAAUGUACUGGUGAAGAUUUCAGGUCUCAUCAUGUAAAUGCAUGCUCGUAUUUGUCAAGUGCAUGUUUUUUUCAUUUAUCAUUUAUGAUUUUCAUUUUAUUUUUUAAAUAUCAAUAUAUAAAUAUUAUAAUGACCAAGUUUGCCUCAAUGAUAUACAGGAAAAAGGAGGAUGAUACAUCCCAUAUAUUUCUGUGUAUGAGUGUAGCUACGCAGUGUGUGUGAGUGUUCAUGGGUGCCUACAUCCAAGCAGGAACAGAGGAGCGUUUUGAUUGUGUGAAUGGAUGAGCUGCCACUAAUUUUCAUUUCUCAUCUCUUCUUUUUCUUUUCUUCUUCUUUUUUUUUUUUUUAUGCAUUCCACAUGUGCCCGAUGAGUCGAGGAGUCUUCAUCCAUUCCCUCUUAUCUCGACUACGUGCUGAGGUGACGGGAGAAUCGUUUUUCUUCUUUUCCAGGAGAGAGUUGAUUGCUGAAAUCUUUGGGAGUUUCGUGGGGCUGUUACGAUUUUUUCUGUAUCUGUGUUCUAGUUGCAAACGUCUUAUCAAAGCACAAUACCGCCAGUAUGUAGAGGUGAUGUAAAAGACAACGUACUAUUCUUCUUGAUAUAUUGUCAUAUUAUUAAUGUCGUGUUGAUCCGACUGGUUUUUGGGUUUAUUUUUUUCUUUUCAUAUAAAAGCAUACUCAAUAUUGCCUGAUAAUCCUUCUUCCAGGUAAUAGGCUGGUCUAUUUAGUUAUCAAAAAUCAUAAAUAAAAUGUAAAUAUCAUUUUGGAAAUUGUUAUUCUUCUGGGGUUUUAUUCUAAUCAGUGGAUUUUCCUCUCUGAUGCCUUUGUCUGUGUGUCUGGUUGAAGAGGUAAACACAUUCAAAUCACUGUAUUUUUCAACUGCAGAAACUGUGCAAAUGCUCAUUUCUAUCAUACGUAGCUCCGAGAAUAUCUUAUUAAGUAUUCUCCCCUCAUCUGAGACAUUUUCUUAUCUUUGUUUUUUCUAAUCAACAUGUUAUCUUCUGUGUGUUUCUUGGAAUUAAAUCAGCAUUAGGCAAGUGGGGCUUCGGGGGGCAGGAGAGGAGCCUGGUGUUCAAAAUAGAAAUUACUUAUCUAUUCCCAACAUUCGUUGUGCUGCAGUUCAACCGCCGCAAAGCAACCAAAUUGGUGUUUUGGAGCUCCCUUGAAAUGUAAUUACAGUUUCUGCUGCUGUUUGACAAAAGGAUGGAUGAGAAAUAUCCUGCACAAGUUUCAUCAAGAUUGUCAGUCAGCGAGCAGACGCACAUUACGGACGGCUCGUCUCGUAUUCUACUGUACAUCUGGUGCUGCCAACUGCCACACUUGUAUCAGAGAAGCAGCUCAGUGAUGCGUGACUCUGAAUAUCAGAGCUCGGUUGUACUUUCUUAAAAAUGGUCUGCCUGCAAAAUUGUCUUUGUGGCUCGGUCAGCCGCACAUUAGUCCACCGUGCACAGAAGGGUUAUUCUAGGACGAGGAGUUUACUUAAGCUGUAUCAUUUUUUUAUGAUUACUUUUUGCAGGGAACCAAACAUCAUUGUUAAUCUACUGUGAGAGUGAAUUCAACAUUUAUCAUUUAACGGAGAAACCUCGGUUGCAUUAAUAUACAAGUGUUAAAGCUGCCGGGAACCAGCUCCACCAUCUGAUGAAGAUUUUCUUUCUCCCUGUUUUGAAUGAUUGAAACCUGAUUUUGCCCCCUGAUGGUUUUAUUACUUUCUGUCUGUACCUGCCAAGAAGACAAAUUAAUCAAAAAUAAAAGACGAUGCUGUUCA